Acanthopagrus latus (yellowfin seabream) is the source of this 8128-nucleotide messenger RNA. RefSeq names its product mannosidase, alpha, class 1A, member 2 (gene man1a2). Bases 956 to 2902 code for a protein of 648 amino acids. The record is from RefSeq and is a predicted model, not a curated record. Gene Ontology annotation, molecular function: mannosyl-oligosaccharide 1,2-alpha-mannosidase activity; calcium ion binding. The transcript is spliced from 14 exons. NCBI's taxonomy places the organism in Eukaryota, Metazoa, Chordata, Actinopteri, Spariformes, Sparidae. Gene Ontology annotation, cellular component: Golgi membrane; endoplasmic reticulum; extracellular exosome. Gene Ontology annotation, biological process: carbohydrate metabolic process; N-glycan processing.
CACACUUAUUGUUCAAUAAUAUCAGAAAAACAUUGAAUACAUCAGCAACAUACAGUAUAAAGCCAUGUUAUGGCAUGUAAUACUGGCAGGGGUCACUCUGCUGUACAGUUACUGCUUUUACAUUGCUGCUAAUGAAAUUAAAUCCAGAAUGACGGGAACUGGGUACUUUUACUGAUAUCUCAAUCCUUGAUCCAUGACUAAAACACUUUCAGUGUUCUAGGUGGCAGGCCUACAUUUAUUGAGCAAGUGAAAUGAUUAUGCAUCAGCUGAGCUGUAAUCCGGCGCUGCAAAUUAGGCCUCCUAUCGUUAAUUCAGGGGGAAGUAGGUUACCGUUUGUCCCACAGCAGUCGUUGGGGAUGUGACAUUUUACCAGCUGCCUUGUUCUAAAUCCUGUUAGACUAGACAGUGAUUCUGCCUGACCAAAUUGUCAGACGGUCCCUAACUCGGGCAGGCUGAGUAGUUGAUGCUGGAUCGCCGAGCAGCGGCAGCAGCAGCAGUAGCAGGAGCGGCAGCGGCUCAGUCUGUCAGUCCGUCGCUGCAGUCCGACAGAGCGGCCAGUCAUCAACAUCCUCCCUGCGUCCGCGGAGCUAUAACGGUAUGUGACUCUGAGCCGACUGUGGACCCGGAGCUGGCUGCGACAGUGUUGCAUUCAUGGACACGAGGACACCUGCUACAGCGACUUCUUCCAAACGGCGGACCGGGAAUCCUGACUGGCAUCGAUUUUCACCGAGCAAAUGAGAAAGGAUCGUCAUGACCGUUUUCCUGCAGACCAGCCACUCCUUCACUGAGGGACCUCGGCCCUUUCUGGUUUCUGGACUUAUCAAUGCAGGGAUGAGAUAAUAAAGUGGACCACCUAGUGCAUGCUGCUACAACAACAUCUGUGGCACCUGUUAACCUACCCCCACCCGCCCUCCUGACUCCUCCCCCACGCAAACUACAUUUCUACAGUCGCAACAUGACGACACCGGCUCUCCUGCCACUGUCGGGCCGCAGGAUACCCACUCUGUCGCCGGGCGCCUCCUCUUUCCCGCACCACAGGGCCACGUUGAGGCUCUCCGAGAAGUUCAUCCUCCUCCUUAUUCUCAGUGCCUUCAUCACCUUAUGCUUCGGGGCCUUCUUCUUUCUCCCGGACAAUUCCAAGCACAAGCGCUUUGACCUGGGCUUGGAGGACGUGCUCAUCCCUCAUAUUGACUCGCCCAAAGAGGGGAAGCACGCCUCUGGACAGGUGGUCAUACAUGGACAGGGAGGACAUGAUGAGCACAGACACAGGGAGGAGGAGGAGAGCCUGCGGGACAAGAUUCGGGCAGAUCACGAGCGAGCGCUGCAAGAGGCAAAGGAGAAGCUGAGAAAGUCACGUGAGGAGCUGCAGGCUGAGAUUCAGACAGAGAAGAGCAAAGUGAUGGAGGACCUGAAAAAGAAGGAUGCAGGGCCUAAACCCUUGCCACCCGUCCCCAUGCCCAAAGUGGUGGGCGUCAGUGAUGGCGAGCCACCAGAACCUGACGUCAAAGAGAAACGUGACAAGAUCAGAGAGAUGAUGAAGCAUGCCUGGGACAGCUACAGACAGUAUGGCUGGGGUCACAACGAGCUGAAGCCCCUCGCAAAGAAAGGACAUUCCACAAAUAUCUUUGGCAAUUCCCAACUAGGGGCGACCAUUGUGGAUGCGUUAGACACCCUCUACAUCAUGGGUCUGCACGAGGAGUUCAAGGACGGCCAGGAGUGGAUUGAACAGAAUCUGGACUUCGGUGUGAAUGCCGAGGUGUCAGUAUUUGAAGUCAACAUUCGUUUCAUCGGAGGACUCCUGGCUGCCUACUACCUCUCUGGACAGGAAGUAUUCAAGCUGAAGGCGGUCCAGCUAGCUGAAAAGCUGCUUCCUGCCUUUAACACCCCCACAGGAAUCCCCUGGGCCAUGGUCAACCUUAAGAGCGGUGUUGGGCGUAACUGGGGCUGGGCGUCAGCUGGCAGCAGCAUCCUGGCUGAGUUUGGGACUCUCCACAUGGAGUUUGUUCACCUCACCUAUCUGACGGGGAACCCUGCCUACUACCAGAAGGUGAUGCACAUCCGGAAGCUGCUAGCCAAAAUGGACAGACCCAACGGGCUCUACCCAAACUACCUGAAUCCCCGCACCGGCCGCUGGGGUCAACAUCACACCUCAGUUGGUGGACUCGGGGACAGUUUUUACGAGUACCUGCUGAAGGCGUGGCUCAUGUCAGACAAGACGGAUACAGAAGCCCGCAAGACCUAUGAUGACGCCAUCGAGGCCAUUGAGCGCCACCUGAUACGCAAAUCCAACGGCGGUCUGACAUUCAUUGGUGAGUGGAAGAAUGGCCACCUGGAGAGGAAGAUGGGCCACCUGGCCUGCUUCGCCGGCGGCAUGUUCGCGUUGGGUGCUGACGGCUCGCCCGACGACAAGGCAGGACACUACCUGCAGCUGGGAGCCGAGAUCGCACACACCUGCCACGAGUCCUACGACAGAACGGUGUUGAAGCUCGGCCCGGAGGCCUUUAAGUUCGACAGCGGCCUGGAGGCAGUUGCUGUACGUCAGAAUGAGAAGUACUACAUACUGCGGCCUGAGGUGAUCGAGACAUACUGGUACAUGUGGAGGUUCACCCACGAUCCCAAAUAUCGGCAGUGGGGCUGGGAGGCAGCACAGGCCAUUGAUAAGUACUGCAGGGUGAGCGGCGGUUUCUCCGGGGUGAAGGACGUCUACUCCUCCAACCCGACCUACGAUGACGUGCAACAGAGCUUCUUCCUGGCCGAGACGCUCAAGUAUCUGUACCUGUUGUUCUCCAGCGACGACCUGAUGCCGUUUGAGAGUUGGGUCUUCAACACGGAGGCUCACCCACUUCCUGUCCUCCACCUGGGCAACAUCACCCUGCCCGGCAGCGAGCCAGCUCAGCGGUAGACAGACGGGACCUCCGCCUCUUCCUCCGCCUCCUCCUCCUCCUCCUCCACAGCACCAGGGGGCUCCACCCAAAAACCCACCCACCUGAACACUGGACAAACUUAUAUUCAGCUCUACAAACUCAACUGCUUUUGGACUGCAGGCGUCAACCAGAGGGGACGGAGAGAAAGCCUCGGGCACAGACCACUGCAGCGUGGAGGGGUCGCUGAGUCUCCCUCUCUUUCUUCUGCGUUUUACUCUACGACUCUCUGUGGAUCUCUCUGUCUUCUCUGCUUAUAUCAGACAGACGGUGGGUUUGCUGCUCAGCCUCGCGAUUGGCUUGAAUCGACUCUUUUCUCUGAAGGACCGAGCUCCAAAACCGGAAGCCUAACUUAGUUUUUUGUUAUUAUUUUUAGUGGUUAUUUGAGAUUUGACCAAACUUUGCUCCCAUACUGACUCGAGCUGAGGCACUGAGAGUGCGUAUGGGCUUCUGUGAAGGAUCAGUCAGUUUGACACUGCACUGAUGGAAGUGUCUUUGUUUUUUUCCCAGGCAGACAGACUUGAGGACUCUACAGGGUCUGUUGAUGAGGUGUUUUUUUUGUUUUGUUUUGUUUUGUUUUUUUGUUCGGACAAAUCGUUUAUUGGGGACACAGGGUUGAAUCAGAGCCCUCCGCUUCUCCGCUCUAUCCAACCCCUCCCCAAUCCACUUCCUGUUUAAUCUUCAUCAGAUGAACUUUGCCCCGGAACUGUUAGCAGCUCGUCGCAUCAUCAGUGCGAGGGUGGGUUGUGUCAGCAGUCUCCACCUCCUCCUCUAAUCCUCCUCUUUCAGAGAAGUGGACCAUUGUAAGUGGAACAGUAAUGACCCAGGGAGCAGCAGCAGGCCUCCCCAUCUCCACUCCUCCCCUCAUCCAUAUCUUUUCAGUUUUCUUCCUCCAGAUAGUCGUCGGGUCACAAAACUCCCCCCAAAACAUCCUGCUGCUACAAGUUCUCUGUCCUCCUCCUUUUUCUCUGUCCGCACCUUCGCAGUCUUUCAUCCUCAGCUUCUCCACCCUCCUCUCAUCUCCUCUGUUCUCUCAUUUGCCACCUUUUCAUAAAUCACUCCGAACCAUUUCAGCUCGUACAAUGUGAGACGAGGCUAGAACCCAACUGCGCUAAUGUAUGUGAGUGUGUGAGCGCGUGCGUGUGUUUUUAAAAUAACCUCUGCUGUAAAUCAUUCAUUUGUGCACUUUGUAUGGAAAGACUAUGAAGAAGAAGCCGGUGGAGGUGUAGCACUGAGAGAGCUGAAUAAAUGAAGAGUCUGCUGUGUGUCCCUGCGGAGCUCCAAUGCCACAUUUUCCCUGUUUGACCCCACAUCACCAGAACUCUUCCUGGUGUUAAAAUUCACCAUCAUUUUCUACAGUUACUCUUUUAUUACCUGCUUUUUAUCUUGAAUUAUUUUACCGUCUCCUCGCUCCUCCGUUUUUACCUCUACCUCUCCUGUCCACAGUGAAAUGUCAGUGUUCCCACAUGACUCUGACACAUCUGCUCAUUUAGGAAACUUUAACUUUAUGUCCAGCCGUUGGAUAGUCUCAUAAAAGUUUUGCUUGGAAAUCACAAAGCUAUUUUGGAUAGAAAUGUGUUUUUUCGAUUUCAGAGUCAGAAAGCUGCAACUGGUUCCCUUGGUGUUGUGUUGUUUAGUGACCAAUCAUAACCAGCUACUGUACAUUGAUUUGACCCUGUGCAUCUUUUUUUUUUUUUUUCCAAACUGCCUAAUGUCCUCAUCAUAUCAUAUCAUCAGUCAAUCAUUAAAAUCUUGUUAUGUGAUGAAAUUGGGGUCUGGGCGAAGUCAGAAACGACACAAAUCAAGAAAAAAUGUUGGCUGGUUUAUACAAUUUGAAUAACGUAACCUUUGCUAAUUGUUAUUUUUCCUCCUCUCUGCAAGAGUUUGACAGUCAGAAUAUUUUACUCACUCCGUGUGGUGCCGUUUAUCAAGAGCUUGGCCUUGUUGAGAGAAGUCAGAGUCGGCACAACGUGCUGUCUGCUCAGUCGCCAGCAUGUUUCUGCCUCCACUUAUCGCUCCUGUGACAACACUCUCUGUUCCAUCCAAAGCUGUGUGAUGCGAGGGAUAUACCGCUCAUGUUACAUAAAUUACAGCCUGUUAAAAAAAACAUUUUCUUAGCAAACAACCAAAACAACUCAGUUCUGAAACUCUCGUCCCUGGUGACAGACAGGAUUCACACAUCUCAGUUCAAUGUGCCCGACCUGCCCGAUCGAGACUCUUAUGCUCCAAUCCAAACUCACUGGCAACCAAUAAGAGAGCAGAUGCAGUCAUUCAUUUGAAUUAGAUGCUACAGGUUCUGUCCAACUCAAACACAAACCUCCACACAUUCAUUAAAUAUAGUUUUACUGCAAGUGUUUCUCCAGUGUCCAACACUUGCUCCUAUUUCUGUUUGAUGUCAAUAAAUUUGAAGUGAAAUUUGUUGUAGCAGAAAUAACAUCUGACUGCAGCGUCACACACGACAGCCACUUUUGCUCUACCAAUGCACCAUGAUCCUCCCAAAGAUUAUGUCUUGAUGCAGAAAACAAAUUCAACAUGUAUAAAGACAUGAUUGCCUGUAGCAAAGUUGUAUGGCUGAACCAAUCAGAUGGUGAAACAUAACUGGGCAAAAAGUGGAGGUGUAACAGUGAGCAAAGAUAAUAGAAGUACAUUCAUCUGUAUUUUCAUUGUAUGUCAUUACAAGUAGGAAGUAGUCACACUUGGAGAAAAGAUGCAUCUUGUAUAAAAAUCCAACAUUUUGAUCUAUCUUUAAUCUCUUUAAACACAUCAUAGCCCUCUGAAUCAAAUCACAAGGGGCCCAAAGAACUGUGACGUUUGUAGCUUAACCGCAGGAAAUGUCCACCAGCAGGGAGACAAGAUGGCAGCCGAGAGGCGUCGGGAUGUUAAGUGAAGGCAAAACUAUUAAUGAAAAUAGUCGCCGUACUUUCCUGCUUGAAUGACUGAGACCUGCUGGCUUGAUAUUCCAACAAUACAAUGAAGAUUUACUCACCACUGCUAACACCAGUGUCAAACACGCCAUCCUCCAUCUCUCUGACUCACCAUCCAUGUUUGUAGGGAGUCAACCUGAUUAUGUGUUCUUCAGAAGAAAGUCUCCAAGCAGAAAAUAGGAUUAAUGAUGGGCUCAUUAGACCUAUAUAAUGUGUGUGUGGGUGUGUGUGUGUGUGUGGGUGUGUGUGUAAGAGAGAGUUUCAAAAUGUCGCUGGGUUACUGGUUUGUGUGACAUGAAUCUACAAUGCGACCAACCCUGCAUAUCACCUGACUGAAGAGUGGGAGUUGCACCAAGAACUGCGUGUGUGAUUCUUUUCAAGCCUUAUUGUCAGAUUUGACGCCUUGGCCAUGACUGUGCUUUUCUCACACUCUUUGCUUUGUGCUUUGUAAUACAUCAUUAUGAGGUGAAUCCCUCUUGAUUUUUUUUUUUUUGCACACACAUCGUCUGUCCUCUGCCGUGCAGAUAGGUUGAAACUGUGAUGGGAAGUUGACAGCAGACUUGUAAACAGGCCACGAUGGUUUACGUGAACUGCUCGGAUCAUCGGAUGACGGAAAAAGGCGUCGCUGUUUUGUUUGCUGCCACGUGACUAAAAGUUGUUGAAAUGUAUCACGAGGCUGACUUACUAACUGCUUCCUGUAUCGGCACAAAAAAAAAUCCGGCAAUAGAUCGUAUUCUCAUCUGCAGGUGAUUAUUAACACGACUGACUGUAGAAGUGGAAAAAGACAACAGGGAUCAAAUUGAGUGAUUGAGAAGUUUGAAGCUGCAGCCGCUGGCCGUGUGGCUCCUUACUGUCGCCUCUGCAUGCUGUUACCUCGAGCGAGGCUCUAAAAGAAAGAUAUACAGGAAGUUCAGAUUUCACGUACGAGGCUGAAGGAAUUAUUUUCUAAUUGUCACAUUUCAUUAAAAGACCAAACAAUGAAUGGAUCCUACUGGAAAGUAUUGUGUGUUCAGGCAAGGCCUGAUGAAUCUCCUCGUCGUCUCGGCCUCAGAGCUCUUCUUCUAAAAACAUCAAUGAACCAUGAGAAUAAGUGUUGGCAGUGCACAUUUCGGCAAACCACAGAUAUGGUGAAACCUUAAAGUUCUUCAUGUUGCAACUUUAUGUGUCUUCAGAUCAGUGUCCAGUUGACAACGUUGUGCACAUGCUCUGGUUAGGUUAAGACACAAAAACACUUACCUGUUUUGGUUGCCAUAAACACAGUCAAAGAUUCCCUGAAGUCUCGAUAGAAACACACAGCAGGACAAGAUCCCAGUGCUCCUUGAAAACAUUCGGUAAUUUCACGCUUACAAAUUUUGACACAGCGGCCAUCUUGCCUUCCUGUCUCCCGACAGGACAGUCACCAUAUGUACAUAUAUGUAUUCUGAACAUGAUCCGACAUCCAUCAUAUAAAAGUGGAUUUAGUUGUAUGACCGAAACAAAUUUAACAUUAGCUGCCAGCUAUUUAUUCUAGCGCACACGCAUUGUAGUUUAUUUUGAGACACUGUUGCUUCCAGAGAUACUCCAUUACUAACUAAAUGAAUUACUUUAAAAACGUAACUACAUAUUUGAGAGCUGUUUUAAAUGUUUUCAUCUUCAGUGAAUGAACUUGGAGCUGAGAGCCACAGACAGGAGGGAAGUCAGAAGUUGGCUUUGGUCUUUUGAUGGAAUUGGAUGACGACGAUAUAGAAUAAUUACAUAUUUAAUAAUAGAAAGAUGUCUUAAUAUCAAAGUGUUAAUUGGAUUGCAGGAGGCAAAAUUACUUUUAUGUUCAGUUCAUAAAAUCUUUUCACCAACAACACUUGUCCUCAGUUUGUGGUUGAAGGCUUCGGGGAACGUCCCACAGCGAUCCUCCUCAGCACCGUUCAGACCGGUGUAUGUACAGGAGAUAGUCCGCCCAGUCAGCACUUUUUAAUCCCUGCGUCAUUAAUCCACUCCAUCUCCGCCUCUGUCUUUCGUCUGGCGGCCGGCAACCUACAGUCCAUUCAUUCAGUACAGUCUUGGCUGUCACCCCGCCCCACCCCCAACCCCUUCUGACUUCACUCGGUCAUCAUCGCCACCUAUUUCUGAUAGGGAGGGAGCCCAGGCGAAACCUGGGCGGCCAUCGAGUCGCUGGGAGCAACGCUGAUUUUGAAAAAUUGAGUGUUCUGUAUUUGUAUUUUUACUGAACUAAAAAAUACAAUUAAAGUAUCUGUAAAUAUGUUUAAAACUGAGACACAAAUUCAAUAAAGAUGUUAUGAAAAGUGA